Molecule: messenger RNA, 1155 nt
Organism: Prorocentrum cordatum
Lineage: Eukaryota; Dinophyceae; Prorocentrales; Prorocentraceae
Source: the annotation of a GenBank genome assembly
AUGGAGAUUAUCCCAAGGUUCCGCUGGGCCAUCAAGUUGCUAUACUCUCAAUGUUGGGCUAGUGUAUAUGACUGCGACGUCGCGCCCUUCGGCUUCUGGGUGAUUAGAGGCAUUAAGCAGGGCUGCCCACUGCCGGCAUUCAUCUUCGCCCUCUGCCUCGACCCCACCCUCAGACUCAUGCCCUCUCGUCUUCUUACUGACCACUCGCGGCCUGGGGCACUUGCUGGCGACGUCGGCAUAGCCUGUGGAAGUUUCUACAGCACGCCGAGCAUCACUCUCCUGACCUGGCGCGCUGCUGCUGGCGCUGCUGGGCUCGUUCGAAAGCUCGAGGGCAUCCAGAUCGCCAUGCCUCGCUCGCCAGGGCAUCAGCUCAUCUUCAGCGGAUUACGUGCGCUCGGAAUUCGAGGUGGGAAGUUUCAGCUCAAGCGCGCGGGGAAAUAUUUUGGUCUGAUCAUCGGCCUCGAGGGCUGGCACCAGUCGCGGGCAGCGCCCGGCAGAAAGUUCUUCGACCGCGCGGCCUCGACGAAGGCCCUGCGCCUAGGUCUCGCAAAGGACCUCGCCAGGCACAUUGCGCUUGACUUCUCCACCCCCACCUUCGUCGCUCAGUUCCACCUCCCCGACCAGAGCACUCUGAGUUUAGAGGGGCGAGGGAGCGCGGCCGCGCACGUGACCGUCCUCGUGGACCUGCCAGGCGGCGAGCUCCUCGCGGACCCGGGCUUCAGCGACCCGCCGCGGGCGCCGGUGCGCCUGUCGGGCGAGACGGCCGACGACCUGGCCACCUACAAGGUGGAGUUGAGCGAGGGCUCCGGGGCGCCCGACGGCUUCGACACAGUCCUGACGCGCGCCCGGGGUGCCGGGUCGCUCAGCAGGCACGCGUGGAGCCCGGACGACGCCGCGCUGGACGCGCAGGAGGCGACCUCGUCGGCCGUGUACGCCUUCCGCCAGUCGGACGACCUCGGCGACGAGGAGCUCCAGGCUGCCCUGCAGGCCUCCCGCGCAGCCUCGGGCCGCCUCUACACGGAUCAGCGCCUGGUCUUCCUUGCCACCCCGAGGGGCCACGUGUCGCUGAGCGAGCGGAAGUUCCGGAAGGUGGUCCGCGGAAGGAGAGCGUCACAGACGAGGCCUCGUGGCAGCAGAAGGCGUCGGACUUGCUGA